UGUCCACCAAGAGCUGGUAGCUGCCUGAGUCCGGCUGCAAGCGGGGCGCCGGCGGUCCGGGGCUCCCUGGCGCCACAGCCCGGGSGCGCUCGGCUCCCAGCACCCCGAGUCCGGGAGAAACGUCCCGACAGCGCGCUCCCAGGGAACCAGCGGCUCCGGGAAAAUGGUCCAUCACUUCUUGCUGCUCCUCCUUCUCCACUUGGUGCAAGCCACUGAGCGCCCCGAGAGUCGGGCGGAGGAGCAGAGCCUGGAGGCGGCCCUGGCGGUGCCCAACACCUCGCACUUCUUCUCCUGGAACAACUACACCUUCUCCGACUGGCAGAACUUUGUGGGCAGGAGGCGCUACGGGGCCGAGUCCCAGAACCCCACGGUGAAAGCCCUGCUCAUCGUGGCUUACUCCUUCAUCAUCAUCUUCUCGCUCUUUGGCAACGUGCUGGUUUGUCAUGUCAUCUUCAAGAACCAGCGAAUGCACUCGGCCACCAGCCUCUUCAUUGUCAACCUGGCGGUGGCAGACAUAAUGAUCACGCUGCUCAACACCCCCUUCACUUUGGUCCGCUUUGUGAACAGCACGUGGGUGUUCGGGAAGGGCAUGUGUCAUGUCAGCCGCUUUGCCCAGUACUGCUCCCUGCAUGUCUCAGCACUGACACUAACGGCCAUUGCUGUGGACCGCCACCAGGUCAUUAUGCAUCCUUUAAAGCCCCGAAUCUCUAUCACAAAGGGUAUCAUCUACAUCGCUGUGAUCUGGAUCAUGGCUACCUUCUUCUCGCUCCCUCAUGCUAUCUGUCAGAAAUUGUUUACCUUCAAGUACAGUGAGGACAUUGUGCGCUCCCUAUGCCUGCCAGACUUCCCUGAGCCAGCCGAUCUCUUCUGGAAGUACCUGGACCUGGCCACCUUCAUCCUGCUGUACAUUCUCCCUCUCCUCAUCAUCUCCGUGGCCUAUGCUCGUGUGGCCAAGAAGCUGUGGCUGUGUAACACGAUUGGCGAUGUGACCACCGAGCAGUACCUGGCCCUGCGCCGCAAGAAGAAGAAAACCAUCAAGAUGCUGAUGCUUGUGGUGGUCCUCUUCGCCCUGUGCUGGUUCCCUCUCAACUGCUACGUCCUCCUCCUGUCCAGUAAGGUCAUCCGCACCAACAAUGCCCUCUACUUCGCCUUCCACUGGUUUGCCAUGAGUAGCACCUGCUACAACCCCUUCAUCUACUGCUGGCUGAAUGAGAACUUCAGGGUAGAGUUAAAGGCAUUACUGAGCAUGUGCCAAAGACCCCCCAAGCCUCAGGAAGACAGGCCACCCUCCCCAGUUGCCUCCUUCAGGGUGGCUUGGACAGAGAAGAGCAAUGGUCGGAGGGCUCCACUAGCUAAUAACCUCUUGCCUUCCUCGCAACUCCAGUCUGGGAAGACAGACCUGUCAUCUGUGGAACCCAUUGUGGCAAUGAGUUAGAGGAGGUGGGGAGAAGCCAGGGGAGGAUCUGCCUCCAGCUGAGAUUGGAAAAUGGCCUAUCCUCUUGUGCAUGAUCUUCACAGUGCUGGAAACAAGUUCCUACAGAAACAGUAGGACUCUUGAGUUCCUAGGAAACUUCCUGGCCUUCUAGCCCCAUUUGAAGUGCAAACUAAAAUUCAGUUACCAACUAGGCAUCUGUUCAUAAAUUCCUAUUUAGAAAAUGCUAUGAGGUAUAGCACCCUGGAUCUCUGAGCAAGAGAACCAAGGCAACCUCAGCUCAGAUGGGGGCUCAAUCAGUCAAUGGACUCCAACUGUUGGGCAGCUACCUUAUAGCCCUUCUGACUACUGAGCAUCCACAGAGGAAACUUAAAGUCAUCCUUUGGGUGCAGCUGACCCACAUGCASAGAGCUCUGCUGAAAACAGAUUCGCUGGCCAGUGAGAUGUUAGCAA
Urocitellus parryii (Arctic ground squirrel) is the source of this 1885-nucleotide messenger RNA. It is a transcript of the gene Gpr83, whose product is annotated as G protein-coupled receptor 83. Gene Ontology annotation, molecular function: neuropeptide Y receptor activity. Gene Ontology annotation, biological process: neuropeptide signaling pathway. The record is from RefSeq and is a predicted model, not a curated record. Lineage: Eukaryota; Metazoa; Chordata; Mammalia; Rodentia; Sciuridae. Gene Ontology annotation, cellular component: plasma membrane.